Molecule: messenger RNA, 795 nt
Organism: Syngnathoides biaculeatus (alligator pipefish)
Lineage: Eukaryota; Metazoa; Chordata; Actinopteri; Syngnathiformes; Syngnathidae
Product: bone morphogenetic protein 7-like
Exons: 3
Coding region: 142-795 (217 amino acids)
Biological process (GO): SMAD protein signal transduction
Cellular component (GO): extracellular region
Molecular function (GO): cytokine activity
Source: RefSeq, a predicted model, not a curated record
AGUUUUGUGUGUGUGUGUGUGUGUGUGCGCGCAGCUCAUUGACAUUUCUGAGAUGAUUAUUCUGUUUGAUAUCUGAUAUUCUACCUGGAAUAUUUAUGUGAUCGAUUACCAAAAUCUUUCAGAGACACGGUUAAAAAAAAGAUGGUUCAAAUUGCGACAUGCGCCUUGGGGACCCUUGUCCUUUUCCUAACAUGGAACUGUGGCGCCUUGUCCACGAAAGUGUCCUUCGCCAACUUCUCCGUGGACAGCGAGGUGCGCUCCAGCUUCAUCCACCGUCGACUGAGGAGCCAGGAGCGCAGGGACAUGCAGCGAGAGAUCCUCUCCAUCCUAGGGCUACCUCAUCGCCCGCGACCCACGCAAGUUCACACAAGGCUCAACGCUGCCCCAUUGUUCAUGCUGGACCUGUACAAUACUGCCUCGACGGACGCCCCGCACACGAGAUAUUCCAGCUUCAAUCCCCAUUUGGUCCCCCAGGCUUCCAGCACGUUGACCCUGCAGGAAAGUCGCUUCCUGGAUGAUGCUGACAUGGUGAUGAGUUUUGUCAAUCUCAUUGAUCAGGAUCAAGAACUUCUGCACCAGAAGCACCAAAAGCAAUUUAGAUUUGAUCUUUCCCGGAUCCCGGAGGGAGAGGCUGUCACGGCGGCAGAGUUGAGGAUUUUUAAGGAUUUCAUCCAGGAAGGUUUUGAGAAUGAAACCCUCCGAAUCAGCGUCUACCAGCUCUUGCAGGAGGCUGCAGGCAGGUUAAAUGAUUCACUGAGUGGCAUGGUGGAGCAGCUAGAAAGCUUUAGCCUCUGA